GCCCCGCGAGGCCAGGGGUCCUUCAGGAGGCCGGAAGUAGCGGCGCGGCGCAGGCGCCCUCCUUUCCGUUCUCGGGCCCCGCCGCUGCCGACACGAUGUUGAUGCCCAAGAAGAACCGAAUUGCCAUCUACGAACUCCUUUUUAAGGAGGGAGUGAUGGUGGCCAAGAAAGAUGUCCACAUGCCGAAGCACCCUGAGCUUGUCGACAAGAAUGUGCCUAACCUCCAUGUCAUGAAAGCCAUGCAGUCUCUGAAAUCCCGUGGUUAUGUGAAAGAGCAGUUUGCGUGGAGGCAUUUCUACUGGUAUCUGACCAACGAGGGCAUCCAGUACCUGCGUGAUUACCUUCACCUCCCCCCUGAGAUCGUCCCUGCAACCUUGCGCCGCAGCCGCCCCGAGACAGGCAGACCGCGGCCCAAAGGUCUGGAAGGUGAACGCCCUGCGCGUCUCACUCGGGGAGAAGCUGACAGGGAUACAUACAGACGCAGUGCCGUUCCACGUGAGUGUCCAUCGUGCUGCUGUGGAAAUAGGCUGACCUUGCUCUUUGAGCAGGUUAUCUCUUUGGGACAGUUGUCCUCAGUGUUGGCCUCCUUUCAAGAAGAAAAGGGGAGAAUUAUACUCUUGGCAUAGCUGAGGCAUUUAUGC
Molecule: messenger RNA, 641 nt
Organism: Cuculus canorus (common cuckoo)
Lineage: Eukaryota; Metazoa; Chordata; Aves; Cuculiformes; Cuculidae
Gene: RPS10
Product: ribosomal protein S10
Exons: 4
Coding region: 96-626 (176 amino acids)
Cellular component (GO): cytosolic small ribosomal subunit
Molecular function (GO): RNA binding; structural constituent of ribosome
Source: RefSeq, a predicted model, not a curated record